AACUAUUCAAUUGGCGUUGGAGCUUUGCUUAGAAGGAGAAAAGUCUAUAAAUACUUUAAGCCCCCUUACGGUUGAGUUCAGUUUGCAUAUAUCUCUCUCUCUAGUCUCUCCCUCAUAUUACUCAGCUCAAGAAUACACUCACUUAUCACUUUAUCAGUACAAUCAUUUAUUCAGAUUAAAACCAUUUCAUACCUUUUUCUUCCCAUCGAACCGCUGAUCAGCCGCUGCCGGCCCAGAAAUAAUGAACAGGAGAAGAAGCAAUGCAACGAUUAAGGAGAAGACAGAAGGGUUGGGUGAAGCGUGGAUGCCAUACUCGAUGCCGGCCUUGUCCAUUGAUCCUUCCGACUAUCCCAAGCAAAACAAACUAUCUAUGCGAUCCAACCCUCCUCAACACUACAAAGGAAUCAAGAAGAUGGCAAACAAGGUUUCGAGCUUCUCUCAUCUGAUCCAAAGAUUCACCACCUCCUGCUUGGUCCACCCAUUCCAAACCGACCGCCUCGCCGGCGGCCAGGUCGGCGAUGAAUUCGACGACGACAUGGACGCGGAAGAGUACGACGACCAAGAAGAGGAGCAGAGCAUGGUGUGGGAAGGAGGGAAGUUCAAGGGCGAGCUGAGAACCGAGAGGGUAAUCGAGAUGGAGAUUAUUAUGGGGGAAGUUUUCGACUCCGUCAUGGCUAUGAAGACCGCCUAUAUCAGCCUCCAGGAGGCGCACAGCCCCUGGAAUCCAGACAAGAUGACGGACGCUGACAUGGCGGUGGUGGCGGAGCUCCAGAGGCUGGGCAUGUUGAGGGAGAAGUUCUGGUGCAGCCUUGGAGGAAGCGCCGGCAAGGGGAAAUGCAAAAUCGGGGCGGCGACACUGAGGGAGGUGGUGGCUCCGUACGAGACGGCGGUGGAUGAACUGAGGAACAAACUGAAGGCGAAAGAAGCAGAGGUUGGGGCUCUUAAGGAAAAGCUUAAAACCACUUCGUCCUUCAUCAACUCCGGGAAGAAGUCAACCAGUACGAAUGCCAAGUCUAAUGGAAAAGUCAAUUGCACUACUCAAGCAAAAGUGAUGAUGUCGCCGGAGCCAGCGCCGGAGCUCUUCGAAAGCACGAUGGGCUUAGUGAAAGAAGCAUCGAAAUCCUUCACGGCUUCGCUUCUCUCCCUGAUGCGGGCAGCGAGCUGGGACAUUGGUGCGGCCGUGAGAUCAAUCGAAGCAGCCUUCUCCCCCGCCGCUCCAACCGCCGUCUGCCCGACGGACUCAAUAAUCGGGUCGAACCACGCGAAGUACGCGCUGGAAUCGUACGUGAACCGCAAGAUGUUUCUGGGGUUCGACAACGAGACAUUCAACAUGGACGGCGGCCGGUUCAGCCCGCUCCUCCACCAGGACCAGCACCGCCGCGACAGCUUCGGGCAGUACCGGGAUAUGAGCGGUCUGGACCCGGUGGAUCUCCUCGGGGUCCUGCCCAAUUGCAGCUUCGGGACGUUCUGCUUCAAGAAAUUCCUGGCACUGGUGCACCCGAAAAUGGAGGAGUCCCUGUUCGGAGAUCUGGAGCAGAGGCGCCUGGUACUCGCCGGAAAACAUCCGAGGACCCAAUUCUACGGCGAAUUUCUGGCGCUGGCUAAGGCGCUGUGGCUGCUGCAUUUGCUGGCGUUUUCGAUGGAGCCGCCGCCGAGCCAUUUCGAGGCGAACAGGGGAUCCAAGUACCACUCGCAGUAUAUGGAGAGCGUGGUGAAGUGUUCCAGUGGGAUCGGAGGAAGAUUGGGGAUGGGUCUGGUUGUCGGGUUUCCGGUUAGUCCCGGGUUUAAGCUUGCUAAUGGGUCAGUUGUUAAGAGCAGAGUUUAUGUUGUCUCUAAUAAUGGUAUUUAAAUUAAAUGUUAGAUUUCGUGAUUUCAGUUGUUAUUUGGUUUGUAAAAGGUUUUAAUUUUAAUGGACCGUGGGAGUAUUUCAAUGGGAAUUCGAGAAUCAAUAAAUUGCAGUUUCUUAUUAUAUACAGGCUUUUAUUUGUUCAACAAAACUUAUGUAUUGUUUUAUUCAAGACAAUG
Cuscuta europaea is the source of this 2025-nucleotide messenger RNA. The record is from the annotation of a GenBank genome assembly. NCBI's taxonomy places the organism in Eukaryota, Viridiplantae, Streptophyta, Magnoliopsida, Solanales, Convolvulaceae.